UUUUUUGAUGGGUCGCUAUCAACACUGUUACCACCCACCUGGUACACAAAUUGCUAGCCCGUCUUUGGAUGGUUAUUUUAGCAAUGCAGUUCACCACAUGCCUUAUCCUGUUCUCCAUGGUAUACAAAGCCCAAAACAAUCAGUUCCUGUUUGUGGACGUUGGGGAAAAAGCAACAAUUGUGUGCAAUUUUUCAAAAAACAUUACUAAAAAUGUAGCUAACAUAUAUUGGUAUAAAAGAGAAGAGACUCAACUAAGGCUUUUAAGUAAUAAUUGUGGGUCUGCUGACAGCAAAGGAAAAUUUAACUGCAAGACUGAAGCACAGGAGCUGACACUAGAAAUUUUCGACACAAAAGUAGAGGACACUGGCUUAUAUCUAUGUGUGGACAAAUCCCAAAAUUACUUUUCCUUAAACUUUGCUGAUGCAUUCUCUUUGAUUGUGGGAGACAGUUAUACCUCAAGCAGCUGGAUGAUGAUUUUACAACCUUCUGCACAAGACCAGGCAAUACAGAGUGGCACCCGGCUGGCUUGUGUGGUUCACGGAGUUUCCAACUGGAUCCAGAUAUCCUGGGAUGCCUCUCAUGUUCUCCAAGAUGGACAGACUCUUUUAAUGAAAAACCACAGUGGUUCCUUAACAUUUGUCAGCAUCCUUUACAUCCCUGAAAACUCUUCCAUCGGUGGGAAGGAAUUUAUCUGCAAAGCCAAAUUCAAUUCAUCUGGCAUGUCCAUGAAUCUGAGCACCACACUGUAUGCAGAAACAAGGACUUUCCACACAAAUGACUUUCGACAUUACACAAUACCUUUGUCUGUCCUAGGAAUACUGGCAUUUCUGCUACUAAUUGUGAUCUGGCUUUGGAUUCGAUGCUGCCCUUCUAGGCUUGGUUUCCAGCCCAAGGACUCAGUGCCACCAGCUUUAGAGACAUCACAGGAGGAAAUUUGCUACUCUCAUCUGGUGUUUCAUUCAAAUAACGAGGAGUGGGAGAAGACAAGACAAACAACUUAAUAAACAGAUGUGAAGAUCUGAGCAACUAAGGAAAACUGAUAUGCAGAAACCAGGAUGAAAAUUAUAACUCACCUUUAGAAGAUGGGAUUAGAAACUCAGAUCUGGGGUUUUGACAGAA
Molecule: messenger RNA, 1119 nt
Organism: Pantherophis guttatus
Lineage: Eukaryota; Metazoa; Chordata; Lepidosauria; Squamata; Colubridae
Source: RefSeq, a predicted model, not a curated record